AUGGCUGUGGCCGGAGGCGUGAACGUGAUUACUAGCCCGGUUUUGUAUCAAAACAUUGCUGGGGCAUCUUUUCUGAGUCAUAAUGGCGCCUCAAAGGCCUUCGAUGCAGGCGCCAACGGCUACUGUCGAGGAGAAGGGGUCGGAGUAGUGGUGCUUAAAACCCUUACUCAGGCUAUUGCUGAUGAUAACUCCGUUCUCGCGGUUAUCAGAGCGUCGGCUGUCAAUCAGGCGAUGAAUUGCGGCCCCAUCACGGUCCCUGUUUCAGCGUCCCAGACCUCGUUGUACCGGAAGGCACUAUCGACGGCUGGAGUUGAUCCAAGAGAUGUCACGACAACAUCGGACACACUGGGUCAGCAUCCGGUGAAGAACCAAAUCUAUAAGUUACUGGAAGAACAGGGCCUGAUCGAAUGCAACGCUUCCGGUCAAUUCAGACGGACCAAGAAACCAGCGCCCCUCGAGCAGCCUGAAAAGUUGCUGGAGUGGAUCAUCUCGAAGUUCCCGCAGCAUGCAUUUGAGCACACUCUACUCGCAUCCACGGGCUCCAAACUCGCCGAAUGUCUUUCCAGGAAAGCCGACCCACUGGAGAUACUCUUUGGCAUUAUCAAAUCCAGAGCCUUGCUGGAAAACGUCUACACCAACGCCCCUAUGUUCGAAAGUGGCACCCUGAGCUUGACACAGUAUCUUGUGGGCGUGUUUCAAGCCUUUGGUGAAAGAAGACCGAUCCGUAUUUUAGAACUUGGCGCAGGCACAGGAGGAACCACCAAACGGCUUGUGGAGGCUCUCAUCACCACUGGAAAAGAAUUCGAAUACACAUUCACUGACAUCUCGGCCUCGCUGGUGGCGGCUGCACGGCGAACGUUUGCGCAACACAGCUUUUUCCAUUACGCGGUUAUAGACAUCGGGCAAGACCCACCGACACAGUACCAGAAUCAGUACGAUAUCGUUAUCUCAACGAAUUUUAUCCAUGCCACGAAAGAUUUGACCGUCUCGUGCACAAAUGUCAACAAACUGCUGCAUUCAAACGGCCUACUGUGUCUGGUGGAGCUCAGUCGAAACUUAUUCUGGUUCGACCUUGUCUUUGGUCUCCUUGACGGAUGGUGGCGCUUCGAAGAUGAUCGUCAACACGCAUUGGCGAGCGAAAGCUUGUGGAGGAAAUGUCUCACGCGAUCAGGAUUCCAGUGGGUGGACUGGACGGCAGGCGUCAUGGAGGAAUCGAGCAUUCUCCGUGUCAUUGUUGCUUCGCCCUCUAAUGUCAUUCACACUACGACAGAGACGGUCGAGUUCAAACGAGUGGGAGACCUUUCCCUCAUGGCAGAUAUCUACUAUCCUCAAAUUGUCGUCAGCCGCGACAAGAGGCUUCCAGUUGCUCUAAUGAUCCACGGAGGAGGUCAUAUCAUGCUGUCGCGGAAGGACAUCCGCCCCUCGCAAGUUGAAACACUACUCGAUCACGGCUUUCUUCCUGUCAGUAUAGGUUACCGACUGUGUCCGGAGAUCACCUUGUCGGAGGGCCCAAUGAUCGAUGUAUACGACGCUCUUGCAUGGGCACGUACUGUUCUGCCCCGUCUUCCACUCCAGCGUCGUGAUAUUGCUAUUGAUGGCGAGUGUGUUGUGGCGAUUGGCUGGUCUACUGGAGGCCAUCUCGCUCUUACACUGGGAUUUACAUCGUCGCUGAGGACAAUCCGACCUCUUGACGCCACUCUGUGCAUCACCGAGCACACUUAUGCAACACGACCUUUUGCAUGGCGUGCACGACAACUUAUCACGGCCUAUAACCCACCGAAGUCGAGGCGGGCUCUAGAUGGAUGGAUGGCACCUAGCGAUGACCGGUCAUUGAUCGCGCUGCACAUGAACUGGAAGGGCCAUACGCUGCGGAUUUUGCUAAAUGGCUUGUCAAGACACUCAGGGAUACGCCGUGGUGCAUAUACCACCCCUACUUUCAUCAUUCACAGCACGGAAGACGAUCUUAUUCUCUGGAAACAGGCGGUGAGAACUUUUGAAGCACUGCGACAACGCAACGUCAUUGCAGACCUCCGCAUUCUCGACGGUGCAGAGCGCCUUUUCAAUCUCUACCCAUCUUACAAAGAUGAUUUGCAGGCAGCAAAAGCUGUACAGGAUGGGUAUGAAUUUCUUCGUAGGCACGUUGGACUGUGA
Molecule: messenger RNA, 2151 nt
Organism: Penicillium concentricum
Lineage: Eukaryota; Fungi; Ascomycota; Eurotiomycetes; Eurotiales; Aspergillaceae
Product: Type I Polyketide synthases (Type I PKS)
Exons: 5
Coding region: 1-2151 (716 amino acids)
Molecular function (GO): acyltransferase activity
Source: RefSeq, a predicted model, not a curated record